Messenger RNA from Nanorana parkeri, 1281 nucleotides. Its product is annotated as RNA-binding protein FUS-like. Lineage: Eukaryota; Metazoa; Chordata; Amphibia; Anura; Dicroglossidae. The coding region runs from base 1 to 1281 and encodes 426 amino acids. The transcript has a single exon. The record is from RefSeq and is a predicted model, not a curated record.
AUGCAGCACCGUGGGGAGCAGCGGGGAGGGAGCAUGCAGCACCGUGGGGAGCAGCGGGGAGGGAGCAUGCAGCACCGUGGGGAGCAGCGGGGAGGGAGCAUGCAGCACCGUGGGGAGCAGCGGGGAGGGAGCAUGCAGCACCGUGGGGAGCAGCGGGGAGGGAGCAUGCAGCACCGUGGGGAGCAGCGGGGAGGGAGCAUGCAGCACCGUGGGGAGCAGCGGGGAGGGAGCAUGCAGCACCGUGGGGAGCAGCGGGGAGGGAGCAUGCAGCACCGUGGGGAGCAGCGGGGAGGGAGCAUGCAGCACCGUGGGGAGCAGCGGGGAGGGAGCAUGCAGCACCGUGGGGAGCAGCGGGGAGGGAGCAUGCAGCACCGUGGGGAGCAGCGGGGAGGGAGCAUGCAGCACCGUGGGGAGCAGCGGGGAGGGAGCAUGCAGCACCGUGGGGAGCAGCGGGGAGGGAGCAUGCAGCACCGUGGGGAGCAGCGGGGAGGGAGCAUGCAGCACCGUGGGGAGCAGCGGGGAGGGAGCAUGCAGCACCGUGGGGAGCAGCGGGGAGGGAGCAUGCAGCACCGUGGGGAGCAGCGGGGAGGGAGCAUGCAGCACCGUGGGGAGCAGCGGGGAGGGAGCAUGCAGCACCGUGGGGAGCAGCGGGGAGGGAGCAUGCAGCACCGUGGGGAGCAGCGGGGAGGGAGCAUGCAGCACCGUGGGGAGCAGCGGGGAGGGAGCAUGCAGCACCGUGGGGAGCAGCGGGGAGGGAGCAUGCAGCACCGUGGGGAGCAGCGGGGAGGGAGCAUGCAGCACCGUGGGGAGCAGCGGGGAGGGAGCAUGCAGCACCGUGGGGAGCAGCGGGGAGGGAGCAUGCAGCACCGUGGGGAGCAGCGGGGAGGGAGCAUGCAGCACCGUGGGGAGCAGCGGGGAGGGAGCAUGCAGCACCGUGGGGAGCAGCGGGGAGGGAGCAUGCAGCACCGUGGGGAGCAGCGGGGAGGGAGCAUGCAGCACCGUGGGGAGCAGCGGGGAGGGAGCAUGCAGCACCGUGGGGAGCAGCGGGGAGGGAGCAUGCAGCACCGUGGGGAGCAGCGGGGAGGGAGCAUGCAGCACCGUGGGGAGCAGCGGGGAGGGAGCAUGCAGCACCGUGGGGAGCAGCGGGGAGGGAGCAUGCAGCACCGUGGGGAGCAGCGGGGAGGGAGCAUGCAGCACCGUGGGGAGCAGCGGGGAGGGAGCAUGCAGCACCGUGGGGAGCAGCGGGGAGGGAGCAUGCAGCAAAGUGGGGAGCAGAAAUGA